CCAUAAACUAUAACCAAACAAAUUAACCAAUCAAAAUACCAAGAAUUUCAUUAACAAUGACAUCUUUAGAACAAUCUUCCAAAACCACCAACAACCACCAGCAAGACCUCCCACUAAAACAAAUCCCAGGCAGCUAUGGCCUCCCCUUCAUCGGACCGAUUUUCGACCGACACGACUAUUUCUACAACCAAGGUAGAGACAAAUUCUUCUCAACAAGAAUUCAAAAAUACAAUUCAACAGUCUUUAGAACCAACAUGCCACCAGGUCCAUUCAUUGCCUCAAACCCUAGAGUCAUAGCUCUCUUAGACGCCGCAUCCUUCCCGAUCCUCUUCGACAAUAAAAAAGUCGAGAAACACAACGUCUUUGACGGUACCUUCAUGCCAUCGACAAAUUUCACCGGCGGCUACCGUAUCUUAUCUCAAUUAGACACAACUGAACCAAACCAUGCUCUUAUAAAAGGUCUCUUGCUUAAUGCUCUUUUGUUGAGAAAAGACAAUGUUAUCCCUCUUUUUAAGAGUAUACUUUCUGAUUCUUUUAAUAAGAUUGAAGAUGAACUUUCUGAAAAAAGUGGUAAAGCUGAUUUUAACACUAUUUUUAGUGAGGCUUCUUUUAAUUUCUUGUUUAGUCUCUUUUGUGAUAAUAAGUAUCCUUCUGAAACUAACCUUGGUUCUCAAGGUCCUAAAAUGUUGGACACAUGGAUUCUCUUUCAAAUUGCUCCAAUUGAAACAUUAAAACCUCCUAAGAUUUUCAAUUAUCUUGAAGAUCUAUUGCUUCGUACAGUUCCCAUUCCAGCUUGUUUAACAAGGUCCUCUUACAAGAAGCUCUACGAAGCAUUUUCUUCUUCUGCUGUAACAAUUUUAGACGAAGCCGAAAAAGUAGGGUUGAAAAGAAGUGAAGCAUGUCACAAUCUCAUUUUCAUAGCCGGCUUUAAUGGAUAUGCCGGAUUAAAGAAUCAAUUUCCAACACUCUUCAAAUGGAUAGGUUUAUCCGGUGAAGAGCUACACAAAGAACUCGCAAACGAGAUAAGAACCAUUGUAAAACAAGAAGGCGGAGUAACAAUUCAGUCAUUGGAAAAAAUGUCGUUAGUAAAAUCCGUUAUUUAUGAAGCAAUGCGAAUAGAGCCCAUCGUACCUUAUCAAUAUGCAAAGGCAAGAGAAGAUUUGAUUGUGAAGAGUCAUGAUGCAAGUUUUGAAAUAAAAAAGGGUGAGACGAUAUUCGGAUACCAACCUUUUGCUACUAAGGAUCCUAGGAUUUUCGAUGAUCCCGAGGUUUUCGUUCCAAAGAGGUUUAUUGGAGAAGGUGAGAAGUUGUUGAAAUAUGUUUUAUGGUCAAAUGGGAGAGAAACGGAGAACCCUAGUGUGGAUAAUAAACAAUGUCCUGGGAAAAAUCUUGUUGUGCUUUUGUGUAGAUUGUUUUUGGUGGAGUUUUUCUUGCGCUAUGAUACUUUUACUUUUGAGACUAAAGCUGCUGCUGUUGGUGUUUCUAUUACCAUUACCUCUCUCACCAAGGCUUCUACUCUCUAAAUUUGCUUUUGCAUUGUAUUUAAUGUCAUUGUUUUGUAUUUCUUCUCCCUUCUCUUUUUUUGGAUUGUUGUUUUUGUAACUUCUAUUCUUAAGGUGUUAGUUUGGUGGUAAGAGUUUAACUUUAUUUGCCUCAAAUAUAUUGUUCAAAUCCUACCAUAAACACUUGUAAAAUGGUCGAUGUCAUUUUGUAAAAGUUUGUUUAAUAAUUUGUAAUUUACGACAUACAUAUUGAAUUUUAUUAAAAAAUAAAUAAAAAUAUAUUAAUUGAAA
Trifolium pratense (red clover) is the source of this 1793-nucleotide messenger RNA. Its product is annotated as allene oxide synthase 3-like. Gene Ontology annotation, biological process: sterol metabolic process. Lineage: Eukaryota; Viridiplantae; Streptophyta; Magnoliopsida; Fabales; Fabaceae. The transcript is spliced from 2 exons. The record is from RefSeq and is a predicted model, not a curated record. Gene Ontology annotation, molecular function: iron ion binding; heme binding; oxidoreductase activity, acting on paired donors, with incorporation or reduction of molecular oxygen. The coding region runs from base 57 to 1523 and encodes 488 amino acids.